This is a messenger RNA of Colius striatus (speckled mousebird), 1466 nucleotides long. RefSeq names its product solute carrier family 2, facilitated glucose transporter member 11-like. The transcript is spliced from 11 exons. The record is from RefSeq and is a predicted model, not a curated record. Gene Ontology annotation, molecular function: hexose transmembrane transporter activity. The coding region runs from base 111 to 1466 and encodes 451 amino acids. Gene Ontology annotation, cellular component: membrane. Lineage: Eukaryota; Metazoa; Chordata; Aves; Coliiformes; Coliidae. Gene Ontology annotation, biological process: monosaccharide transmembrane transport.
AGAACAAGGUCCUGAUCCUGACAGUAUGUGCAGCUGGGAUUGGAGGCACUUUCCAAUAUGGUUACAACAUCUCCAUCAUCAACGCUCCAACUUCAUACAUCCAGACUUUCAUGAAUGAAACCUGGCUGAAGCGCACGGGCGUUCCCCUCCAGAGCAACGUGAUACUGCUGCUGUGGUCUUUCACUGUCUCUGCGUACCCUCUGGGAGGACUUGCUGGGGCUCUUGUUGCUGGUCCCAUGGCCAUCAUGCUGGGAAGGAAGAUGUCCCUGCUGCUGAACAACGUCUUUGUGAUCACAGCUGCAGUUCUGUCAGGAUUCAGCCGAAUGGCCAAAUCCUUUGAAAUGAUUAUGCUCGGCAGAUUUUUUACUGGCGUGAAUGCAGGUGUAAGCAUGAACGUUCAGCCCAUGUAUCUGGCAGAAAGUGCCCCAAAGAAACUCAGAGGAGUGGUGGCCUUGACCUCUGCAUCAUUUACAGCCCUGGGGUUGGUGCUGGGGCAGAUUGUUGGACUCAGGGAGAUGCUAGGAAGGGAGGAGAGCUGGCCCUUUCUUUUAGCUAGCAAUGUGGUGCCUGCCCUGAUCCAGCUCAUGGCUCUGCCUUGGUUCCCUGAAAGUCCCAGAUACCUCUUGAUUGACCGUGGAGAUGAAGAAUCCUGCAUCUCUGCACUGCAGAAGCUCAGAGGCAGCAGCGACCUGAGUGCAGAGUUGGAAGAGAUGCUGGCUGAACGGGCUGCAGCUAAAGGUCAGAGAGCAAAGAAACCCUGGGAGCUCUUCCAAACUCCAUCUUUGAGGUGGCAGCUGCUGAGCAUCGCUGUGCUGAGCAGCGCCAUGCAGCUCUGCGGGAAUGAUUCGAUGUAUUUCUAUGCGGCUUAUGUGUUCCAAGAGGCCGGAAUUCCUCAAGACACAAUCCCGUAUGUUGUAAUCGGCACAGGGAUCUGUGAACUGAUCACAGCUGUCACUUGUAAUGUGAUUAUAGAUUACGCUGGUCGGAGGCCGCUGCUCCUGGGGGGAUAUAUCUUCAUGGCAGGAUGGGCCAUUGUCUUCAUGGUUGCUCUGAGCCAGCAGACUCAGAUUAGCUGGAUGCCUUACCUCAGCAUGGCCUGCAUUUUCGCCUAUAUCCUGAGCUUUGGAAUCGGACCAGCUGGUGUAACAGGAGUUCUGCCCACAGAGGUUUUUGACCAAAUGUCCCGGCCAGCUGCUUACAUGAUUUGUGGCUCUCUGCUGUGGUUCAACCUGUUUCUGGUUGGAACGGCCUUUCCAUUCAUUGUGAAAAGCCUAGAACAUUUCUGCUACGUCCCAUUCCUUGUUGUCUGCGUCUGCACUGCACUGUAUGUGGGGUUUUUCCUUCCUGAGACAAAGGGAAAGUCCUUCCUGGAAAUCUCAGAAGAGUUCAAGAAAAGGAAUUUCAAAGCACAGACUCGUGAGGUGUUUUAUAAAGGCCCUGAAGAGAUCAAAUCCACCAUGUUAUAA